AUGGGAACCACGUUUGGAUUAUGCUUCCUCGCAUUACUAUUGUUCUCUCCAGUUGCAUUCUCGAAGCAUUGCAACCCACAAGACAAGAAAGUGCUGCUACAAUUCAAGAAGGAACUUAACAACCCUUACGUGCUGGCCUCGUGGGAACCAGACACGGAUUGCUGCGAAUGGUACUGCGUAAAAUGCGACCCAGAAACGCAUCGUAUUUAUUCACUCUCUAUUUCUUCCUCCGUCCCAGACACCAAUUUGUCAGGUCAAAUACCACCCUCUGUGGGUGACCUUCCUUACCUUGAGACCCUCGAAUUCCACAAGUUUCCAAAACUCACAGGCCCAAUCCAGCCCACAAUCGCAAAGCUCACCAACCUCAAGUUCCUCCGCAUCGACUGGACCAACAUCUCAGGUCCAGUUCCAUCCUUCCUGGGCCGGCUCACAAACCUCACAUACAUCAACCUUUCAUUCAACAACCUAACCGGUUCAAUUCCCGAUUCACUCUCCCAGCUCCCCAACCUCGGAGCACUCUUCCUGAGCCGCAACCACCUAACCGGUUCGAUUCCUCCAUCGCUGGGGUCCUUCAAGGACGACGAUUUCUACCUCGACCUCUCCCACAACAACCUCUCCGGGCCCAUCCCAGUUUCCUUUGGAAACGCCAAAUUCACCAAAAUAGACUUGUCGCGGAACAGCCUCACGGGUGAUGCGUCAGUGCUUUUCGGGCCAAACAAGACGGCGCAGACAGUGGACCUGUCGAGGAACCAGCUGUCGUUCGAUCUGUCGAAUGUUGAAUUCCCGCCGAGCAUAAUAUAUUUGGAUCUGAAUCACAACAAGCUGUACGGUGAGCUUCCCCAAGGGUUGACCGCACUGGAACUGCAGCUCUUUAAUGUGAGCUACAAUAGGCUGUGUGGUCAGAUUCCGGUGGGUGGGAGGCUUCAGAGCUUCGAUGUUUAUUCGUAUUUCCAUAACAAGUGCUUGUGUGGGUCCCCGCUUUCACCAUGCAGUUUAAGCUCUUUGUUGUAUUUGGGUGGGAGGCUGCUGGGCUUCGAUGUUUAG
Messenger RNA from Gastrolobium bilobum, 1044 nucleotides. RefSeq names its product polygalacturonase inhibitor-like. Bases 1 to 1044 code for a protein of 347 amino acids. The record is from RefSeq and is a predicted model, not a curated record. The transcript has a single exon. Lineage: Eukaryota; Viridiplantae; Streptophyta; Magnoliopsida; Fabales; Fabaceae. Gene Ontology annotation, molecular function: protein binding.